Molecule: messenger RNA, 1607 nt
Organism: Periophthalmus magnuspinnatus
Lineage: Eukaryota; Metazoa; Chordata; Actinopteri; Gobiiformes; Gobiidae
Exons: 6
Coding region: 580-1386 (268 amino acids)
Source: RefSeq, a predicted model, not a curated record
AAAGACACUUUCAUUUUGUCUUUCUAAGAGCACAUUAGUUUGUUUAUUGUAAUUUAUUUAUUUGCCAAACUUUUCACAUGGUUGUAAAUAUACAUGUUACCAAUGAGAUAUUUUUUCAUUUCAUAUUCAUAAAUAUGGGUACACACUUUAUAGAUUUUUACAACAACAGUGAAGCAGGGGUCAUGAAAAAGUUUGAUUUAUUCGAGUAGUGACUUGAGGCUGCUUUUGCAGUGCCUUUAUAAACAUACCCGUGACAAAGUCAGCAGAGCUGGAUGCCCUGCAGCCUCCUGAACUGUAAAUGUGCUGUAUGCUAAAGACAAUGGCCAACACUGAGAGGCUGUAUGCUGCUGCCCAGUCAUGAGCUGGCUCUCUGCAGAGGCGUAAAGAAGAGUUCAAGAGGAGCACAAUCAGGUCCAUUUUCUGAUUUCAUCUUUUCAAUACAAACAAGCAGCUUUUACCACGGCAAGAAAACCCACUUUUUAUGGCUCAAAAUCAGAUCACUGAUUCAAAUCAGAGCACAACCUUGUUCCCACACUGCUGGAGUUCAAUCCAUUGGUUCUGCACAUUUAUUUGCCGAAAAUGAGGAUUUUUCUGUUUGUUGCAAGUUUUUUCAUCUCAGUUUUGGAGGCUCCUGAUGUGCUACAGGUCAGUGGCCAUAUUGGAGAGGAGCUUUCCAUCCACUGCUUUAGUCAGUGGGCUACAAAUGGAAGCAACGAGCAAUACAACACGUUUUUCUGCAAGGGACCAUGCUCCAAUGAAAACCUUCUCGUCAAGAAAAAUCAGUCAGCUGUCACACAGAAAGGAAGAUAUAAGAUGGAAAAUAACAGUGCUAUAUUCAGUGUGACCAUAAGGAAGCUAAAGAGGAAAGACGCUGGGAGAUACUUCUGUGAACUGCAGCAAAAUGGCUCCAUGCUGUCCCAGGAGGUCAUAGUAAGAGUUAUGGAGAGUUCUCCUGCUCCUCUUGGGUCAGUCCCUCACCAUCCCACUGUAGAGACUGCGGCGCUGUCCUGGGACUCUCUCUCAUCCAGCACUCUGCCAACUGCACCAGGUCUCACCCCACUGCCCACGUCAGGAGGCGCAGACAAAGAGCCGACCAGCAGUCUGACAGAUACCACGGUCGUUAUCAUUGUAUCGGUGAGCCUGGCGCUGCUUGUCUGUGCCAUCAUCCCACUGAUAUUCUACGGACACUGGCGCAGUUCUGGAGAAGAUCACAUUCUGAACACUGCUGGAGAGAACAAGCCUGGGGUGGAGUACAGUGAUGAACACACAGAUGUCCCAUUGGCACAAACUACAGUGGCUCUUCAGACUGACCCUGACACUGAGGCUCCGGACGCUGCUCAGUACGCCUCCAUCUACCAGGCCCUGGACCCACAAUCUCUGGACUGAAUCAGUGCUUUAGAAUGACAGAAACACAUAUUGGGUUAUUUUAUAUUGAUGUAGAUGUAACUUUUGUGUUUUGGAUACUUAUUGACUCAAGACCCCAAAUUGUACUGCAGUUCUCCAUCCAUAAUUCAUGCAUAUUUUUCUGUCUUUAUACCAGUGGUUUGGGUCAAAAUAUUAAGUGUAAAGCUGAUUUCUGAAAAUUGUCUGAUAUUUCCUGUUCAAUG